UCUUUUCUUUUCUUUUUUUAUUUUAUGUUUUUUUUAUUUCACCCCAUAACAUUAUUUAUUUAAUUAUUAAAUUCAAUUUUUCUCUCCUCCCCCUCUUUUUAGGCUUCUUGACCAAAGCAGGCAGGCAGCAGCAUCCAUGGGUCUGCUGCUGCGCUUUAUCGUCUUCUUCCCAGAUCCCUUCGCUUUAAUAAAAAGUUUAAACUAUCCUCCCCCCAUUGGAGAAUGUAUUUAAAACUCUCGCCUUCGGAUUAAUUUUUUUUUCUUUUUUCUUUUUAAAUAAAUAAAAAGAAAAAAAUCAGUUCUUGCAGUGUAGUGGGAAGAAGCUUCCAGAAGGGAUUCUUGUUUCUGGUCGGAGAGCAAAAUGGGAAUCUGUACUUCCAAGCCCAAAGCCUCGCCGGAACCUAAUUCAGAUUUGUACGGCGCCGCCCCUAUUCCGGCGGAGAAUGCGAAUGAUUCGAGCAACCUCGACAAUCCCGACGCCGGUAAGAAGUCGCCGUUUCUGCCCUUCUUCUACAGCCCUAGCCCCGCCCAUUAUCUCUUCUCCAAGAAGUCUCCGGCGCCGGGGACGGCGGGGACGCCGAGGAGGUUCUUCAAGCGGCCAUUCCCGCCGCCGUCUCCGGCGAAGCACAUCAAGGCGGUGCUCGCACGGCGGCACGGCUCGGUGAAGCCGAACGGCGCCGCGAUUCCGGAGGGCAAGGAGGUCGGCGAAGGCGCCGGUCUGGACAAGAGCUUCGGAUUCUCGAAGAAGUUCUUCGACAAGUACGAGGUCGGCGAGGAGGUCGGGAGAGGACAUUUUGGAUACACCUGUCGGGCAAAGUUCAAAAAGGGGGAACUCAAAGGGCAGCCCGUUGCCGUUAAGGUCAUUCCCAAAUCGAAGAUGACGACUGCAAUUGCUAUCGAGGAUGUAAGGAAAGAGGUUAAGAUAUUGAGAGCUUUGACGGGGCACAGCAAUCUAAUACAAUUUUACGACGCUUUUGAAGACCACGAAAAUGUCUACAUAGUGAUGGAGUUGUGCGAAGGUGGCGAGCUUCUGGAUAGGAUACUUUCGAGGGGUGGCAAGUAUACCGAGGAAGAUGCAAAGGCUGUAAUGAUACAAAUAUUAAAUGUUGUCGCGUUCUGUCAUCUCCAAGGGGUAGUGCACCGGGAUCUUAAACCCGAGAAUUUCUUGUUUACGUCUAAGGAAGAAACGUCGCUAUUGAAGGCUAUAGAUUUCGGUUUAUCGGAUUUUGUGAGGCCAGACGAGAAGCUCAACGAUAUUGUCGGGAGUGCAUAUUAUGUGGCGCCGGAAGUUUUGCAUCGAGCGUACAGCACUGAGGCCGAUGUUUGGAGCAUUGGCGUAAUAGCGUACAUCUUGCUGUGUGGGAGCCGUCCUUUUUGGGCUCGAACUGAGUCGGGAAUCUUUCGUGCAGUUGUUAAAGCUGAACCGAAUUAUUGCGAAGAGCCUUGGCCGAAUCUGUCAUCGGAGGCAAAAGACUUCGUCAAGCGUCUGCUGAAUAAGGAUCCGAGGAAAAGAAUGACGGCAGCUCAAGCGAUUUGUCAUCCGUGGAUCAAACAUACCGUCAACAUAAAAGUGCCGUUGGAUAUACUGAUAUUUAAGCUUCUGAAAGCUUACAUGCGCUCUUCGCCUCUCCGGAAAGCUGCCUUGCGGGCUUUGUCGAGAACCCUGACUGCGGACGAGCUUUUCUAUUUGAAGGAGCAGUUCACGCUGUUGGAGCCGAACAAAAACAGCACGAUUAAUCUAGACAACAUCAAAUCGGCCUUGAAGAAGAACGCAACGGAUGCCAUGAACGAGUCGCGAACAUACGAUUUUCUUGCCUCGCUCAAUGCGCUUCAAUACAGAAGAAUGGACUUCGAAGAGUUCUGCGCGGCUGCAGUCAGCGUGUAUCAGUUGGAAGCGCUCGAUAGAUGGGAGCAACAUGCGCGAUGUGCGUACGAACUCUUCGACAAGGAUGGCAACCGGACUAUAAUGAUUGAGGAAUUAGCUUCGGAACUGGGUCUCGGCCCGUCUGUCCCCGUCCACGCCGUUCUCCAUGACUGGAUUCGACACACUGACGGGAAGCUCAGUUUCCUGGGCUUCGUGAAGUUGCUACACGGCGUCUCCACCAGGUCGCUCGCCAAAAUGCAUUAGCGCUCACUCGGGGCUUCCAUACGAACGGCGACUAGCAUCAUAUAUACCAGUAAAAGGCUGAUUGGAGGCAAUGUGAAUUACUCCCGACACCAUACGGGUUUGUAGCGAUGAAGCCGGUUUUCGAGCAACAGUGUUGUGUUGGUUUUGAAGAAAUAGAGAGUUUUAAUGCUUGGUAAAAAUUCUUAUGCACAACUGUGGAAUCUUCGAUUGGGUUGUGUGUGUGUUUUGAUUGCAUUUUCAUUCAGCUGGUUACUGAGGGAACAUCAUGUAUGUCUUAUUACAACCUUCUAACAUAACAUAA
This is a messenger RNA of Andrographis paniculata, 2429 nucleotides long. Its product is annotated as CDPK-related protein kinase. The record is from RefSeq and is a predicted model, not a curated record. The coding region runs from base 362 to 2128 and encodes 588 amino acids. Gene Ontology annotation, biological process: intracellular signal transduction; peptidyl-serine phosphorylation; protein autophosphorylation. The transcript has 11 exons. NCBI's taxonomy places the organism in Eukaryota, Viridiplantae, Streptophyta, Magnoliopsida, Lamiales, Acanthaceae. Gene Ontology annotation, cellular component: nucleus; cytoplasm. Gene Ontology annotation, molecular function: calcium/calmodulin-dependent protein kinase activity; ATP binding; calcium-dependent protein serine/threonine kinase activity.